AUGAUGGCUUCCGAAAAGGCGCAGGAUGCCAUUGGGCCAGCGGCGGAGUACGAUCCUCGCCGUGAUUCUACAGCAUCUGCGGCCAAGGUCGUUCACAAUGCCAGAGCGGCGACGGAGAAGGAACAACGCAUGUCGCUCUGGGAAGGCAUCAAGACCUACCCCAAAGCUGUCGGGUGGAGCUUGCUGAUCUCCACCUGUAUUGCCAUGGAGGGCUACGAUAUCUGCCUCGUCAACAAUUUCUAUGCCUUCCCGCAAUUCAAUCGCAAAUACGGUGAGCUCACCUCAAAGGGUGACUAUCAAGUGCCGGCUCGGUGGCAAGCAGGCCUUAGCAACGGCGCCGCAGUUGGAGAAAUCAUCGGUCUCUUCCUCAAUGGUUGGGCUUCAGAACGUUUCGGAUACCGCUAUACUCUCAUCACCUGUCUCAUCUUGAUCACCGCUUUCACCGCCAUAUUUUUCACGGCCCCGAACGUUCAAGCUCUACUUGCGGCCGAAAUUCUUGCUGGUGUUCCGUGGGGUGUGUUCCAGACUCUCACAAUUACGUAUGCUUCGGAAGUGUGUCCUGUCGCUUUGCGUGGCUACCUGACCACCUAUGUCAACUUUUGCUGGGGCCUUGGACAGCUGAUUGGUGUUGGGGUGAUCAGAUCAAUGAUUGAUCGUAACGAUGAGUGGGCAUACCGUAUUCCCUACGGUCUGCAGUGGAUGUGGCCUGUGCCGUUGCUCAUUGGCAUCCUCCUCGCCCCGGAAUCGCCAUGGUGGCUUGUGCGCAAGGGCAGGACCCGGGAGGCUAAGAAGGCCUUGUUACGAUUGACCACCGUGCAGGAAGACUUCGAUGCUGAUGAGACCAUUGCUAUGAUGGUCCACACGACUGCACUGGAAGAGAAGAUCACCCAAGGCGCCAGCUACCUCGACUGUUUUAAGGGCACUGACCUGCGCCGAACGGAGAUUGUCUGCAUGGUAUGGGCCAUGCAGAACUUGAGCGGCAACUCCUUUUCGAAUUACUCUACCUACUUCCUCGAACAGGCCGGCCUGGACACGUCCAAGGCUUAUUCUUUCGCCAUGGGCCAGUACGGCAUCAACAUGGCAGGAGUGUUCGGCGCAUGGUUCCUCAUGACACUGGGCGUUGGACGCAGAACACUGUACCUGUGCGGUCUCUGCGGUCUCUGCGUCAUGCUCCUCGUCAUGGGCUUCCUCGGUCUGGUACCAGAGGCGCACCGGGACCAGGCAUCUCUCGCCACGGGCUCUAUGAUGAUUUGCUGGGCGCUGGUCUACCAGCUGACAGUAGGAACGGUAGCUUACUCUCUCGUUGCUGAGCUCUCCACCCGCCGCCUGCAGAUCAAGACCGUUGUGCUCGGCCGCAAUCUGUACAAUGUCGUGGGUAUCAUCUGCGGUGUCUUUACGCCGUACAUGCUGAACCCGGGAGCUUGGGACUGGGGCAACUAUACCGGCUUCUUCUGGGGAGGAAUCUGCUUCCUCUGCAUCAUCUACACUUACUUCCGUGUUCCGGAGCCCAGAGGCCGAUCGUUCGCCGAGCUGGACCUUCUGUUCGAGCGUAAGGUCAGCGCAAGAAAGUUCUCCAGUACGCACGUCGAUGUCUUCGACGAGACUGUCGAAAGCCAGGUGGUGAGCGACUACCAUGCCCAACAGAUGGCCGCGGCCGGUGUGACCCAAAAGUAG
Molecule: messenger RNA, 1674 nt
Organism: Aspergillus fumigatus Af293
Lineage: Eukaryota; Fungi; Ascomycota; Eurotiomycetes; Eurotiales; Aspergillaceae
Product: putative MFS alpha-glucoside transporter
Exons: 2
Coding region: 1-1674 (557 amino acids)
Biological process (GO): carbohydrate transport; transmembrane transport
Cellular component (GO): membrane
Molecular function (GO): carbohydrate:proton symporter activity
Source: RefSeq, a predicted model, not a curated record